Molecule: messenger RNA, 4015 nt
Organism: Stegodyphus dumicola
Lineage: Eukaryota; Metazoa; Arthropoda; Arachnida; Araneae; Eresidae
Biological process (GO): intracellular signal transduction
Molecular function (GO): protein binding
Source: RefSeq, a predicted model, not a curated record
UGAGCGAUGCGUGUAGUAUGUUUAGUUAUUAAAUUAAUUUUAUGGAAAAAAGAUGGACAAGGAGUUAUAAAACAAGUAACAUGUUCUUGCUAUGGGAUGAAGAAAACUGAAUUGGAAGAAUAUAUAUUGGUCUUUUAUGAUUACAGCCUGUGGAGCCAUAGUAACUUCAAGCUAAGGCUCAAUCUAUGACAACUACCAGCUGAACUGAUCUAUGAAGCAUGUUCAAUUCUUAUUCAUCUUGGGAUUUCUUCCAGUUGGAACAGCCUUACUCAGCAAGAAUGCUGAUAACAUGAAAGUUGAUAGUCAGAAGGUCCUGAAGAUAGGGAUCUCUCCUGUCAGUCUCGUAGCAAAUUUCUUCUGAAAGCACUUCUGUAAUCUAAGCAUUGGAGAACAGUCCAGGGGAGGAGAGCUGCUGUACCCCACGAUUUCUUCAAAGAAUGGGGUCCAUGAUCAGCAGCUUCUUCCAGACAGGAGGUCACCUGCUGUCAUCUGGGACAUCAGAGCAAACAAGGAACACUGUACUUGCUCUGCUUCAAGAUAUGAGAGAGAAGGAAUUGACACACAUUGAAUGGUGUUCCAUCGAGAAUUACAUCAGUAAUAUUCCAAAGGGAGAAAAUAUUCUUUCUGUCGCAAGUGCGGAUGGGUACAAUUUGCUGCAGAGAGCCAUAGGCUUUAACUGUGUUGAGCUCGUAAAAUGGAUUUUAAACCGAGGAUGUGACGUCAACAGAGGAGCUUGUAGCUUACCUUUGCAUAUUGCCGCUUUCCAUGGAACAGAAGAAAUAGUAGAACUUCUGUUGAAGCACGGUGCCCGUGUGGAUCUAGAAGCUAGAAUGUGUUUUCCCGGCCCACAUAACCAGAACUGCGAGUUGAGGUUUUAUGUGGUUCCUGGAAUGGGGAUGGCAGACCGCACCCCCGACAGAUUGCAGUCUGCGGAAUAUUAUGCCAUAGAUGGUGAUCAGUCUGAAAUAUUAGAACUGCUUUUAGCCCAAGGGGAAGAUAAUUGGCUACCCUGGCAACAAAAACGUCCACUGCUGCAUCUUGCUUGUGAAAGAGGUGCAUGGAAUUGUGUGCGUUACCUCGUGUCUGAACGAUCUGAUGAAAUCAACCAAUGUUAUGAUGAGUAUUACCCUAUACAUCAAGCUGCCAUACAAGAUUUGAAAUUCCUUGGUCUUCUUAUUCAGUGUGGAGCUGAUGUUCAGGUCAGGACAGCCACGCAGCAGAUGACAGUUCUUCAUGUGGUUUUACUAUCAGGAAGAAAAUCAGCUGACGAGACUCUAAAUACCAUAAAGAUGUUGUUAGAUCAUGGCUGUCGUGAUUUAAUAAAUGAACCGGACACUCUUGGCAACACACCAUUGCAUGCUUUGAUUGUUCGAUAUGCUUUGGAAGAGUCGCGAUAUGGUUACAAUCAGGAACCAAAGCCUUGGAAUAAAUGGGAUAUGCUGCAUAUGGUUAGAUAUUUACUUCAAAAUGGUGCUAGUCCAAGCAUUAACCAUCAGGGAAAUAGUGCACUGGCAUGUGUAUUGCGCCAUAUCCGAGACUGGGAAUUUCGAUAUGAGCUGUUGGAGAUGCUUCUGCAAAACGGUGGCAAUCCAAAUUGUGUCGGCAGAGAUGGGUCCGUGCCUCUUAUGGUGUGUCUGGUACCACUUAUCAAUAAAGACCCACUACAUUAUCUGACUCACACUAAGAAAGUGUUUUAUUUGAACUCUGUACGAUUACUGUGCAAGUAUGGUGCUAAUCCGAACUGUUCCUCUCGAAGCAACCUCACACCACUUCAUGUCCUGGUGUUCACUGCCAGUGAGUAUAUUAUUUUGAAUCGAGAGGAGGAAAAAAACAAUGCCUUUGCCUUUAUUCGUCAGCUGCUAGUCAUUCUUCUUCAGCAUGGACUCGAUCCAAAUGUCAAAUUCUCGCAGAGGACACAGCAUAUUUUGUUAGCUUUGAUGGAUAUGGUGCAGAAUGCCCGUGUCCCAAGUGACCUUCAUUAUGUUUAUGAUUUGACUUUAGUGUUACUUCAAUAUGGGGCAAAUCCUAAUACCAGUAUUACGACAACAGAAACAAUGAUUUGUCAUUCUCAGAGUUCUGUUUUUAUUAAGAAACCUUCAAAUUGGGUGCUGUAUCAUUACAUCCAACAUAUUAUUCGCAAAGAGGAACUGUUAAAUGACGAGGAGCAGACUUUCACAAAAUUAAUCUGGCUAUAUUAUUAUGCAAUGAACCAUAGAGAACUAUAUAGGUGUUUUAAGGUACUCAAUACACAGACUUCGUUGAUCCCUACCAUCAGUGCUGUCGCAAGCCUUCUCAGAUACAUGCGUACCCACCCACGGUCCCUGAAGCAAAUCACCCGAGUGGCCAUCUAUAAGGCGAUGAACUAUAAUGUAGCUCCAAAUAUAAAUAAAUUACCCUUACCUCUCCCUUUGAAAGAAUACAUGUUAGACUGGAUGCCUUGAAGGAGAACUGAUUGUAUGUAUGCAAGUGUUAUGUCAUCGAGCUUAAAGCAACAACAGAAUACCUGCAUCUCUUCACCAAGAAGGAGAUUGUAGAUUGUUGGUAUAUUCCUAAGUGUUAUUUACAAGAUCAGAAGCUAAGAAUUGCUGCGCUUUUACUGUAUUAUUAUAUCCCCCCUUGUCUGCAGUUGCUUUUCAUAAGAGUUUCCUCGUCCCAGUCUUAUGUUGCCUGGUUUCAGUAAAACUUUAGAAUGUGGUACCACGUGGCACACAUUCUGCCUUACAAUGCCAAAUGAGAAAAUGAAUCGUAAAUGUUAUGGCAAUAAAAAAAUUAUUGGUGCCAAGUUUAAUUCAUAUUAAUUACAUCGAUUUAAUGUUGCCUAUGCAGUAAUGUGGUUCUUCAAUUUCUGGUACCUGCAGAUUCUUAAUAUGUAGCUUGUAACCUGCUAGUAGGUCACAGACUGCAUCUUAUAUAGGUUGCAGGAUGUAUCAGUAGGUUACAGCUGUCUUAUUGUAAGACAGAUUGUUAAUCUAUUAUCAAGUUUGAAUAUUGUGUAAGAAUAUUAAACACUCAAACUUUUAAUGAAAUGUAGAUAAUUGAGUUGAAAGCUUAAAGACAAUCAGCAUAAUGGUAUCUGUUUUAGGAAAUAAAUUUUAAAAUUGACAAAGUCUAAUUUUCCCUCAAAAAUAUUAUUAUUGUACAUAUAAUAUCAUUGUUAUAAAUAGUUAGAGUUGGAGCAGUUUGUAAAAUAAUAAAUCUUAUAAAAUUUACAAAACAAAAUGUUUUGUAGUUUUUUUUUCUUUUCUGGAUAUGGAAUUAUGAAAACCUCCCAUUAUGGUAACAUAAUAUUCCUUACCUUUUCCUUUGUUGUAAUGGAUCUGUGAUAUUUCUUCAGGAUAUGUCUCCCUCCCAUAAGUAGAACUGGAAUUACGGAAUGUUCCUUCCUUACCUGAUUAUAUCUCAGAAUUAUCUUCCUCCAAGAGCAAUUCAAAAAGACUGCACAGUUAAAUUAAGUAGAAUUCUGAUAACUGACAUACCAUGAGAUCAGGAGUUGUAGGUAUUAGAGAAUUUUUCAGAUCAUAGAUCAUGUGUUUUUUAGUUUUUCUUUAUAUUUAUUUCUCCCACUCUAAUUUUUACACUGAAUUUGGAUUUUGCUCAAUUAACUAUGAAAACAUACCCAUAUCUUAAAAUUACUUAAGAUUUAAAAGAAUACAAAACUAAUUAUAUUUUUAAUAUAAUUUUUUUGCAUUGAAGAUACUAGGAUAGAGGGAAACAUUAUGGGAAGUGAUAAAUGAAAAGAAAGUAUUUUGAGGGAAUAGAGAACUCUUCAAAAAUCUCAUUACAUUGUAUUAUGUAAAAAUAAUAUUGUAUAUUAGCAGUGAAACUUCUUUCAAAAUAAUUUUUAUGUUUCUAAAUGAGAAAAAAAUAAAUAUGCUGUUGCCAAAAUUCCUGCAGUAUGAUUUUCUUUAAUUGAAUCACUGCAUUAAUUCCUCCAUUUUGCUUCUAUGCAUGUGCAGUUGGUUUACUAAAGUUAAUAGUAGUUAGCAAAAAGUACUAGAAUCAAAAUUUGGGAUUA